AUGGGUAUCUCAUCUAGUACUGAACAAAAAAGUUCAGCUGGUGGUAGUACAGGAGUUGGUGGCAGUAUUACAGAUCAACAACAACAAAGAUUUAUUCAACAACAACUUCAACAACAUCAACAACAAAGGCAACAACAAUUACAACAACAACAACAACAAUUACAGCAAAAUCAACAAUUACAACAACAAAGAAACAAGCAAUUGCAACAACAACAACAGUUACAACAACAACAACAACAACAAUAUAAAUCACAACCAAUCCCUCAACAAAAAAUCCCAACACCAACUAAACAAUCAUAUGGUCAAACUAUUAUACAAUCACCAAAAUAUUCAUCAAGUGGUAAAACACCAGGAGGUUUAGAGUUUAAUGUUUUAAUGUCUCCACCAUCAUCUCCAUUAGUUGGACCAAUGGGUACACCACAAAGUCCAAUCGAAAAUCAAGUUGUACCAACAGUUUUUACAUGGUCAGGCGGUGGAAAGGAUGUUUAUGUAUCUGGCUCAUUUAAUAAUUGGAAAGAAAAGAUACCAUUGAACAAGAGUGAAAAAGAUUUUACAUUAAUCUAUAAUUUAACACCAGGUGUUCAUCAAUACAAAUAUAUUGUAGAUGGUAAAUGGAUUCAUUCAACAGAACAACCAGUAGCUGCAGAUAUUAAAGGUAAUUUAUUAAACUUUAUUGAGGUUAAAACCAAAGAUCCAGCAAAUGAUUUAAACACAUUAAAAUUAUCAACAACACCCCCAGGAUCAUAUAGUAGAACUAUUCCAGAGGAGGAGGUACAGAAAAUUCCACCACCAUCAUUACCACCACAUUUAAGAAGAGCUCUUUUAAAUACCCAACCAUCAACUGAAGAUCCAACACUUUUACCUUUACCACACCAUGUUAUGCUUUUACAUUUAUAUAGUUUACCACGUGUUUUCGGUGUAAUGAUUUUAGGCGUUACACAUCGUUAUAAAACCAAAUUUGUAACAACUGUAUUAUAUAAACCAAACAAUGCAACUUCUUCUGAUGAUUUAGAGGAUUAA
Molecule: messenger RNA, 1020 nt
Organism: Dictyostelium purpureum
Lineage: Eukaryota; Evosea; Eumycetozoa; Dictyosteliales; Dictyosteliaceae
Exons: 3
Coding region: 1-1020 (339 amino acids)
Biological process (GO): signal transduction
Cellular component (GO): nucleus; nucleotide-activated protein kinase complex; cytoplasm
Molecular function (GO): protein kinase binding
Source: RefSeq, a predicted model, not a curated record